This is a messenger RNA of Rangifer tarandus platyrhynchus (Svalbard reindeer), 312 nucleotides long. The record is from the annotation of a GenBank genome assembly. NCBI's taxonomy places the organism in Eukaryota, Metazoa, Chordata, Mammalia, Artiodactyla, Cervidae.
AUGGCACCUGCGGAUACCAAGUACAAGUCCAGAAUCUCCACAGCCGCCUCAGCCACCGCCUUCGCCUUACACUUCCGGUCCCGCCCCACCCAGACGGAUGUUUACUCCGGCACUGACCAAUUGGAGCCCAAGACUCCCGUCCUGCCCCAAGAUUACCCGCCCACCCCCGACGCGGAGCGGUCCAAGUGGUCUCCGGGGAGGGGACCGCGGCCACUCGCAGAAGCCUCCUGCUCCGCCCCAUGGGGUUUCCCCCGGAAAACCAGGCUAAACCAUUGGGACUGCGUGGGGGGAGGUGGACAGCGCGGGAACUAG